Emiliania huxleyi CCMP1516 is the source of this 4593-nucleotide messenger RNA. RefSeq lists its product as hypothetical. Lineage: Eukaryota; Haptophyta; Isochrysidales; Noelaerhabdaceae. Gene Ontology annotation, molecular function: DNA binding; hydrolase activity; protein binding. The coding region runs from base 1 to 4593 and encodes 1530 amino acids. The transcript is spliced from 11 exons. The record is from RefSeq and is a predicted model, not a curated record.
AUGUCCCUCGUACUGCGACCCAUCACACCAACCCGCAGCGGCCCACGCUGUGGCGACGGGCGCAGCGACAUCCUCCUCUCCGCGGGCGAGCUCGUGCUUGGGAGAAAGGCCGCCGUGCCUGUCCCGGGAGUAGAGACCGUGACCGAGGACCCUCGUGUGUCGCGGCAGCACUGUCGCCUGCGAGUGGCGGAGGACACGGCCACCGUCGCCGCCAUCGGCGACGCAGUAAUUGUGCACUGGCGUGCCGGCAAAUCGACACCGCUCCGUGGCGUGGCCACGCAAGAUCUGCAGCCCGGUGAUGAGAUACUGCUCGUGGAGCCGGACCGGAAAGCCUGGGGUGCGUCGGCGCGCUUCGAAGGGCAGUCGUGCGCCUACUCGGUCGCCACGACCACACCACUGCGCCUCGUUCCGCUCGAUCCUGCUGCUGCACCGUGGGCGUGCGGCUGGCGGAACGGUGUUUUGGACGUUGCACUCGAGGAGGACGGCAAAGAGGUGGUGCUUGGGCGAUCGACGGCAGCCGGAACGAGCUGCGGGCCUCACCACCCACUCGCCGACCCACGCAUCUCGCGCGAUCACGUGGUGCUGCAGCAGCGGCCCGGGCAGCUCGCGACGUGCCGCUGCCUCAGCGCAAACGGAGCUUCCUCCUCUCCGUUGGCGUCGUGCCAACUUCCGCUCGGCGCAGUGCUGCAGCUUGUGUAUGAGCCGCACACCCCGGCGACCGGGCCGUCUGCCCCGUUUGAGGGCAACUGCUGCGCGUACGUCGUCUCGCAAGAGAGGCCGUGCUUGCUCAGCCCGCGCUGGCCCUGGCAGCUGCCAGACCCGCGCCGUCCGGGCGACGGGGGCGACCGGAUCGACAACAAGGGUGCGGAGGGUGCGGAGAGUGCGGAGAGUGCGGGGGGUGCGGGGAGUGCGGAGGGCGGGCGCGGCUCAGACCGCAGGCGGCAGCUGCUCCGACGCGGCGAGGAAGAGGCGCUGGCCGCGGGCGACAUCGUCGAGCUCUGCCCUAAACUGCCGGGCGCGCUUGCGCCGGUCCUCCAGCUCUGCGGCUGCACGUGCGCGUACCGCGAGGCGGAUGCGUCGGAGGAGGUGGAGAUGGGCGAGGCGGAGGAGAAAGAUGGAGCCGAGACGGUGGAGGCUGGCACCGAUGAAGAUUCCGCCGAGCCCGCGAUGCCGCCGCCCGAGCCGCCGAGGGGCGAGCGGAGAGAGGAGCGCGCCAUGGACGAGGACCAACCGAACGCCGAGACCGAGCCGCCGGAGGCCGGCGCCACGGAGGCCGACGCUGCGGACGGACGCGCCAUGGACGAGGAGCCGAGGGAGCGCGGCCGAAGCGGCUGCGGAGACCGCCGCCGGAGCGGGCGGGCGGUGCCGCAGGAGAUCGGCGAGGGCAGCCGCGUCGCCGCAGUGUUCAAGGUGGGCGUGGGAGGGCGCGACAAGACCAUCUGCGGCGAGGUGCUCCGGGUGCACGCCGGCAGCAGCCUCUGCGAUGUCAAGUUCGCGGACGGCGAGGUGUGGUACAACUUCAGCAAGCACAAGCUCAAGGCCGCGGCUGGCGCGGGCGAGCCGGACGCGGCUGACGCCAACCCCGAGCGACAUCCAGAGCCACGCGGCCGCAGCGGCGCGGCUGGCGCGGGGAAGCGGCGCCGGCAGUGUGCGGAGGACGAGUCGCGUCGAAAGACGCUCGAGGCACUGCCGCGCACGCGGCCCCGCCCGACUGGCCCGCCGCCGGCGAUCGAGGCGGCGAUGGGCGGAGAGGCGAUGCCGCGCGUGCGGGUGCGUCCUCCGAGGGCCCCUGCCGAGCCGGCGCCGCCUGCCGAGCUGGCAGUGCCGGCGGCCGAGACUAUGCCGCCGGCGGAGCCGGAGGCGCUUGCCGAGCCGCCCCUCGCCGCGCCGCCACCUCCUCCGCCUGCGCCUCCGCCCGCGCAUGCGCCCGAGCCGGCGGCGGAAAAGCUUCCGCCGGGGUGGAGCAAGAUCUACGACUUUGGAAAGGUCAAGGGCUACCGCGGACCGGCCGGCGAGCGCGCGGGCACGAAGAAGGAGGCUUGCGGCAAGUGGCGCUGCCUGCCCGCCGGCUUCUCUGCCGACGACUUCGUGCGGGACAACUGUGAGGCGCCCGAGGAGAGCGAGGCGGAGGCGGCCGAGCGGGAGCGCGAGGAGAGGGAGCUGCGCGAGCGCGCGCAGGCCUUCGCCGAGAUGGACGAGGAGGAGUUUGCGGCGAAAGCGGGCGCCACGGCCCUCGUGCCAUGGAGCGACGGCGGCGAGGCGGCCGCAGCGCAUGCCACGGCGCCGCCGGCGCCGCAGGACGGCCCUAGCGGCUCGUGGGAGGAGCGCGACGAUUUUGUGAGGCCGGGGCACCCGGGCUUCCGGAAGUUCGUCCGGCAACGGAUGGCGGAGAGUGGAGUUCCGGCCAACCGCAGCGUCCUGCCGCCCGGCGAGCUUCGCCCUGCCGCGUGGCUCGCCGGCCGCCCGAUCCGGCUGCAGCCCUACCAGGAGACGGUCUCCUUCGUCGCGCGGCCAGAGUCCUUCUCCAGCCCGCGCAUGCUGGUCGUGCACCGCACUGGCGCGGGGAAGACGGCGACCAUGAUUCGCGUGGCCGACAACUACUAUCGAGACCGGCGGCCCAAGGUCGUCAUCUUCCCGACCAACGCCGUCUGCCGCAACUUUUAUACCGAGCUGCGCAACGCCCACUUCCCAAACCGGUAUGCCUCGUACCUCGACAUGCUGCACAGCGAGGGCGGCCCGACCAGCGGCGACCGGGACAAAAAAGACCUCGCGCUUCACGGGCUGCUCAAGCACGGUCGCAUCCCCGAUGGCUUCCUCGCGAGCCCCAGCCUGCCGGCCGCCCCGCUGCGGGCCUUCACCUUUACCCAGGCGGGCGGCGCGACGAGCACGGGCGACAACAUCAACGCCGUCUUCAAGUGUCCCGACGGGUACGCGGGCGGCUACCCCCGGCGCCUGCCUCGCAACGGCGGCUACUCCGACUACACAAACCUGCACAACCCGAUGAGCAACAAGGUCAUCCUGCUCGACGAGGUGCACAAUUUGAUCCGGCCGAGCGCAGAGAUCCUUCGCAACCCGCGGCGGCUCGAGAUGCUCAAGCGGUUGCGCGUGCUCCUCGCGACGGCCGAGAACUCCGUGAUCCUCGGCUUCACCGGCACGCCCCUCUGCGACAGCGACACCGACUUCCAGAAGCUGCUCGGCAUCUUCAAGGGAUGGGCUGACUCGCGGGGCACCGUCAAGGACCUGUCUCACGAGGGGUUCUUCUCUUUCUACAUGGACACGCCGCUCUCCGUCUUCCCGGCGGUCCGGCCGGCUGGCGUCCUCACGGAGGUGCCCGACGCGAUGGUGCGGCGGUGCACGCUGCGCAACUUUGCGAGCGAGGCCGGGGCGGGCUUCCUCUUCGGCCGUGGCGGCCGCGCGGCCUAUCAGGAGCAGGUCGCCCGCGAGCGAGAGCGGCGCCAGAGCGUACCGCUCGACCGCCUCCCGCCCGACUCUCUGCACCGGCUUUCGCUCUACUGCUCCGUGCCGCAAGCCGGCGGCUACCCGGGGCGCAGCGACGUCGCGGCUACCCUGCUCGGACAAAGCGGCAAGCUGCUGCGCACGUUUUUUGCAAAGGUGCCGCAGACGCCGCUCGGCUAUGCGCAGCAGCGGCGGCGCCUGAUUGGCUACAGCGCAAAGCUGGCGCGGGUGGCGGACGACGUGUGCGCUCUGCAGGCGCCGGGCGGCGACUUGCCCAAGGUCUUAAUAAUGAUACACCGCUCAGCGGGCUACAAGGCGCUGCUGCGCCACUUGGGUGCGAGGCUGCCCAAAGGGUCGGUGCGGGGCUUCCCUUGGGCGAAGGGCGCAGAGGUCGCCGACGAGGAGCUCCACUCGCUGCUCGGCGACAAGCACGACGGCACCAGCGGCUGCGGCUGCUCGCUCUGCGCCUUCAACACGCCGCUCGGCGGUUGCGUGCGCGUGAUGGUGGCCGACGCGAAGGAGUGCGGCGAGGGCGUCUCCUUUCUGGGCGUGCGCAAGCUGCUGCUCACCGACCUCCCCGCCGACCCGCUCACCUUCAUCCAGCGCGUCGGCCGUUCGGUCCGCUUCAACGGCCACGCAUCGCUGCCGCCUGAGGAGCGCACUGUCGACGUGCUCAUGUACGCCGGCGUGCUCAAGAAAGAGUACUCGCAUCGGGGGACGGAGCCGUCAGCGGACGAGCUGUUGCUGGCGCGCUUGCGCAGCGAGCUGCGCCAGUACUAUGUCGAUCUCGGCCGGCUGAAGGGCAUUGCCUUCGACGAGGGGUGCUGGCAGGAGGAGCCAGAGGACACGCCCCGCCCUGGCCCGAGUGGCCCGAUCGGCAGCUCGGACGCGGACAAGUACGUCCGGCAAAUAAUCCUGGCUGCCGACGAUGCGUCGCACGCCUCCGAGCGCGCGAGGCUGGCCGCGAUGCUGGACAUCGCGCCGAACAGGGACGCGAGGGCCUUCCGCAUGUCCUACUUUGUCAUCAUCAAGGCCAUCCACCCGGACAAGUGCAGGGAGGCCACCUACCUGUCGUGGUACGAGCUGGCCACCAAGCUCCUCAACGGCCUCUAUGACACCGUCAAGGCACGGCUUUGA